CAUGCUAAUGAAUUUUCAAACCAAUUGCUAACGUCGAUGCUGAUGUGUCAGUCAUAUCCUUAGUUUACUUUGCCAUUAGCUUACUUUGCGAUAUUGAACUACGAUAAUCAGUUGUAUCGUGGGGUACGGAAGACGUCCUGACCGCUAUCAACCACUGACGGCUACUCCUCUCAAGUCAGCUUUGCAACCCAUAGAGUGCGGGGCUACUUUUCUCGCUCCAGAACCAUCCUGACAGGAGCCGUGGUCCUCCGUUCAGCUUCGUAGUAAAUUCUAUCGAGCCUGACGCUGACACGUAAAGGAGUAAAAUACGGGCAGGAGAGCCUAGCGGGAAGAGAAUAAGCCCAUCGUGCUUGUUUCUGCACUUCAUGCUCCAGCGCGUGUGCAUAUCCAACACCAGCAGGCAAGCAUGUUCCCCCUCAUGCGCCUUCCUACCGAACUACGCACGGAAAUCUACACGUAUGCUCUACUGCCUAGCGAUCACAUGAUAUCGCGAGGAACUCUACCGCACAUUGGGAGCUUGCGCUACCGAUAUAGCGGCCUUCUGAAGUUGCUGACGGAAAGAUGCAACACCCGUCUCGUUGGGUGCAAGGACUAUGAAUGCCGACAUCGGUCGAUGCAGCACGAACAUACCAUCAAAGCCAUGCGAGCGGACGAGUUCGCGUUCGGACUCUUCCUUACGAGCAAGCAGGUCUCCUACGAUGCUAGCAAGAUCUUCUUCGGGGAGACGCACUUUGUCUUCGAAAGCAGAUUCGACCUGCAUGUCUUCUUGCAGGCUAACAAGCAUGCAAAACUUGUGAAAAGCCUGACCUUCAAUGGCCGUAAGAGUUACGGACCUCACAGUAGACAAGUAAAGGCACGCUUUACGACAUGGAAACUCCGCUCGGAAAGCUCCUGGGGUCCCACCGUGUCGGCCUCUAUCCGGGAACUAGCCGAACAUUGCCCAGAACUCGCCUACAUCGAAUUGCUCGACAACCGCGGCUGCGACUCUGCUUAGAACACGAUCGAUUUGCGAACCAAUGGCUUCACCAGCUGGGAAGAAGUGCAGUGU
Molecule: messenger RNA, 1048 nt
Organism: Bipolaris sorokiniana ND90Pr
Lineage: Eukaryota; Fungi; Ascomycota; Dothideomycetes; Pleosporales; Pleosporaceae
Exons: 2
Coding region: 407-994 (195 amino acids)
Source: RefSeq, a predicted model, not a curated record